Messenger RNA from Capsaspora owczarzaki ATCC 30864, 560 nucleotides. RefSeq lists its product as hypothetical. The coding region runs from base 39 to 491 and encodes 150 amino acids. The transcript is spliced from 5 exons. The record is from RefSeq and is a predicted model, not a curated record. NCBI's taxonomy places the organism in Eukaryota, Filasterea, Ministeriida, Capsasporidae.
CCUUUCUCAAACAAUCCCAACUCUCCCUCUCCCAACCAAUGGCCGCUGAACCCCGCUACAUUCUCGUUCCCGUCGACGACUCGGUUGGCGCCCGUCGUGCGUUCGACAUGUGCCUGAACGAGAUUGUCAAGCCCGGCGACGGCGUCUUCCUCGUCCACGUCUACGAGCCCUUCAUGCCGAUCGUCACUCCGACGGGCUACGUUCCGCCAGAGCUCUUUGAGAACUUUUCCUCUCGCGGACUGAAGGAGGCCGAGCGCAUCCUCUCUGCUCUCGCUGCCGUCUGCGCCGAGCGUGGUAUUCCAUGCAAGACUCAGGCGAUUGAAGGCGAUGCCCGCGACUCGAUCUGCACGCUCGCCGAUACCAUCAACGCCAAGAUGAUUGUCAUUGGCUCGCGUGGUCUUGGUGCCAUCAAGCGCGCUCUCCUCGGUAGCGUCUCCAGCUUUGUCGUCAACCACUCCUCCAAGCCCGUCCUUGUCGUGCACGGCCAGUAAUGGUCCAAGCAGACGCGCGCUUCAUCGCUUUUGGUGCUCGACGACAAAAUAAAGUCUCUUGACUAAUAA